AUGCAGCCAACUCGACCCGAAAUCCUGCGGGCAGUUCCAACAUACCACUUGGUAGCCUGGUUGGGACGUGUCUUCUGGGCUCGGAAAGACCGAAGCUUCUUUAGCCUCAGCAAAGUCACGCAGGACUACGAUGAGUUUUUGAGUCACAGCUGGCAGGUUGCAGUCUGGAAAAAGGUGCUGCUAUUGCUGGUUAUCAAGAACGGCUUGGCUUCGGUUGUCGUUGGAACUGAUUUCUUACCAGGCUUUCCGAAGCUUGGUGAGAAAUGGUCCUGCUGGUGCUCCUCUGUUGGGCUGAUCCUGGCAGUUUUCACGCUGGCUUUCUGGAGACCGCGUGGGUCCAUUUUCGUUGAUAGAGUGUGCAUCAAUCAGUUUGAUCCACGCAUGAGGGCUGAAGGCAUCGUCAAUAUAGGCGCGGUGCUAAGCGUUUCUAAAUCCCUGCUGGUCCUUUUCGACGAUUCCUACGCAGAUAGGCUGUGGUGCUUGUUUGAAAUGGCUGCAUUUCUGAAAGCCCAUCCAGCGGCUGCGGAGAAACCUUACAUCCUGCAGGUCAAGCCGAUACUCCUGGGCUUCAUUGCAUGCACAACUUGCCUUGCUGCGUUCGUUGGGGGUUUCUUUGCUGUCUUCAACCCUUUCUACGAUCUUUUCCGGUUUUGGGGAGUGCUUCUUGCCUUCGGCGCUGCCGAAGGCAUGUUCCUCGUACAUGCUUCCCGCAAAUAUUACAGGUCUCUUGAGGCUAUCGAGAGUCAGUUGCAGGACUUCCGGCUGCGACACGCGGAGUGCUGGUGUUGCAGCGUGAACCACAUCCACCCAGCCAGUGGCAUGCCAAUCGAGGUAUGUGACAGAGAAAUUGUCAGCCAGUGUGUGACAAGCUGGUUUGGAUCUGAGCAAGAGUUUGACGAGUCUGUCCGGAAAAAGGUCCGUGAAAAAAAAAAAAGAUCUUUCGUGCCUGUCUGGUGGCCCUGGAUGGACUACCUGGCCGUGUACUCACAGGAAGGGAACCAAUUUCUGGUCCCAUACUUUGUGAUCAGAUUCCUCGGCUUUUGGCUUUUCUGCAUGCCGCUGGUUGCUACCGUCGGUAUUUUCUUUGCACGCUGCCUCCGACGCAAAGCUCAAUGGAUAUGCACGGAGCUCUUCAUGGAUGCACUGGUAUGCGUGCUCACGUUACCCGCAGCUCUUGCCUGUGUAGCAUGGCAAUUGUACACGCAGAUUACGUUUUACAAGGAAGAAGUGCAGGAUGGGCUUCUUGAGAAGGUGUUCCAUUUUGCCAACAACCGUGUAUUCAAGAGGCCCCUCAAGGGGGGGGUACCUUGCUCGACGACCUAUGGUCACCUGUUCCACGUGUACCUUGCUCGACGACCUAUGGUCACCUGUUCCACGU
Symbiodinium necroappetens is the source of this 1378-nucleotide messenger RNA. NCBI's taxonomy places the organism in Eukaryota, Dinophyceae, Suessiales, Symbiodiniaceae. The record is from the annotation of a GenBank genome assembly.